Molecule: messenger RNA, 1609 nt
Organism: Cajanus cajan (pigeon pea)
Lineage: Eukaryota; Viridiplantae; Streptophyta; Magnoliopsida; Fabales; Fabaceae
Source: RefSeq, a predicted model, not a curated record
AGGUACCUCGCUCGCUGAUUGUCCAAAAAGGCUCGCAUUCCCAUACGAACACCUCUCAACUUUCCCAUCUGUUUCUUGCUUUACUGCAAUGGUAGGCCCCUUCAUCGCCGACGACCGUAGGGGAGUUAGAAUCGCCGUCGUGGGUGACGGAGGCACCGGGAAAACCACACUCAUAGACGCAAUGGCGUCGGAGUCUUUCCCCGAUUCCGUUCCGCCCGUGAUUCCCCCUACUCGCUUCCCCCAUAAUCUCUACCCCGAUUCCGUUCCUCUUACCGUCAUUGACACACCUUCCAGUUUGGCAAAUCAAGGCACGCUCAUUGAAGAAUUGAAGCGAGCUGAUGCGGUGGUUUUGACCUAUGCUUGCGAUGAAGCGGUGAGCUUUGAGCGUGUGAGUACUUACUGGCUCCCUGAACUGCGCAAGUUGGAGGUGAAGGCACCUGUGAUUGUGGUUGGUUGCAAGCUAGACCUGCGGAAUGAAAACCAGCUAGUGAGCUUAGAGAGUCUCACCACACCUAUCAUGCAACAGUUCACUGAAAUUGUCACCUGUAUUGAAUGCUCUGCAGCUACACUUUAUCAGGUCCCUGAAGUUUUUUAUUUUGCCCAAAAAGCAGUACUGCAUCCAGUAGAUCCGCUGUUUGAUUAUAAAAGACAUGCUUUAACAGAUCUAUGUGUGAGGGCGUUAAGAAGAAUAUUUGUUCUUUGCGAUCAUGACAUGGAUGGUGCCCUCAACGAUGAAGAACUAAAUGAGUUUCAGGUUAGAUGCUUCAAUGCACCGUUGCAGCCAUCUGAAAUAGCAAAAGUCAAAACAAUUGUACAGCAGAAAGUACCUGAAGGAGUCAACUCCAUUGGUCUUACCUUUCCAGGCUUUGUUUUUGUCCAUAAUAUGUUUCUAAAGAAAGGGCGAACAGAGACAUUGUGGUCUGUUCUAAGAAAGUUUGGAUAUGAUAAUGAUUUAAAACUCCGGGAUGAUUUCCUCCCGGUUCCGUCUAAGCAGGCUUCUGAUCAGAGUGUGGAGCUGACAAGUGAAGCUGUAGAGUUUCUGAAUGGUAUCUUUCGAUUGUUUGAUAUGGAUAAAGAUCGAGCCCUACGACCUGCUGAAGUUGAUAAGCUAUUUGAUACUGCUCCGAAAAGUCCAUGGAACGAUGCUCCAUAUAAAGAUGCAGCAGAGAAAACUGAUAUGGGCUAUAUAUCUCUGAAUGGAUUUCUGUCUCAGUGGGCCCUUAUGACAUUACUUGAUCCAACACGUAGUUUGGCUAAUUUGAUUUACAUUGGAUAUAAUGGUAAUCCUGCUGCAGCACUCCAUAUCACUCGUAGAAGAUCAAUAGACCGCAAGAAGCAAACAACAAUAAGAAAUGUGUUCCAAUGCUAUGUUUUUGGUUCUAAACAUUCCGGGAAAUCUGCUUUGCUGUAUUCAUUAUUGGGAAGCCACGGUUUUCACCUUUACAUCUUAAAUUUGAGCAGCAUCCUUGGCCUUAGAGUAAUUUUGUUCGACUGCCUCCCAAAUUUCUUUUGCUGAUUUAAGGAACAUGCAGGUAUCACUGAUUUUUGGGACCAUCGAAUUCCAUAGCCACGCCAUGAUCAUGGAGUCUUCUUCAUCCCAUGAUUUGAA